Pelobates cultripes (western spadefoot toad) is the source of this 352-nucleotide messenger RNA. The record is from the annotation of a GenBank genome assembly. NCBI's taxonomy places the organism in Eukaryota, Metazoa, Chordata, Amphibia, Anura, Pelobatidae.
GGUCAACACUCAGGGAACCUAGCCCCACACACUCAGCACAGCUGUCCCAGGGAAGCAGCAGUGACAUGAGAGCUGAAACUCCCAGCAACCCACAAGCAGAGGGAGAUGACUCAGCCCCAGCUACUAAAAGGGACAUCAGACUCCUAUUACAGGAGAUGAAGGGGCUGUUUGACACUGACAUAAACUUAAUCCGCACAGAAACGCAGGCGGUGACGGCAAGAGUACAGGCCUCUGAAGAAGACAUACUAGAUCUCCGACAGGAGGUGAAAAGCAUGGGGGACGCCCUGAAACAUUUACAGACAGCGAACUCAGCGCUCCAAAACACGCUAGACGCCAUGGAAGAUCGCAACAG